Molecule: messenger RNA, 960 nt
Organism: Ochotona curzoniae (black-lipped pika)
Lineage: Eukaryota; Metazoa; Chordata; Mammalia; Lagomorpha; Ochotonidae
Product: putative olfactory receptor 8G3 pseudogene
Exons: 1
Coding region: 28-960 (310 amino acids)
Biological process (GO): G protein-coupled receptor signaling pathway; sensory perception of smell
Cellular component (GO): membrane
Molecular function (GO): olfactory receptor activity; odorant binding; G protein-coupled receptor activity
Source: RefSeq, a predicted model, not a curated record
CUUUUCCCUUCAGAAAUCAAACAGAGGAUGACAGUAGGAAACCAUUCCAUAGUAACCAAGUUCAUCCUGGCUGGGCUCUCAGAACAGCCAGAGCUCCAGCUGCCCCUCUUCCUCCUCUUCCUAGGAAUCUACUUGGUCACCAUGGUCGGCAACCUGGGCAUGAUCAUACUGAUUGGGCUCAGCUCUCACCUGCACACUCCCAUGUACUAUUUGCUCAGCAGUCUGUCCUUCAUUGAUUUUUGUCAAUCCACGAUAAUUAUCCCUAAAAUGCUGGUCAAUUUCGUGGCAGAAAAAAACAUCAUCUCCUAUCCGGAAUGCAUGAUCCAGCUGUACUUCUUCAUUAUUCUUGCUAUAGCGGAGUGUUACAUGCUGGCUGCAAUGGCAUAUGAUCGCUAUGUUGCCAUCUGUAGGCCAUUGCUUUACAAUAUGGUCAUGUCUUAUGAAGUCUGUGUCUGGCUCAUAGUUGCAGUGUACAUCGUGAGUUUGGUUGGUGCCACGGCACAUACUGUUUGCAUGCUAAGGGUGUUUUUCUGUAAGGCUAAUAUAAUCGAUCAUUACUUCUGUGAUCUUUUCCCACUACUGAGACUUUCCUGUUCCAGUACUUACAUCAAUGAGAUCGUACUUUUGUGCUUCAGCACAUUCAACAUCCUUGUCCCAGUACUGAUCAUCCUCAGUUCUUACAGCUUCAUCAUUCACAGCAUCCUGGGCAUCCGUUCCACUAAGGGUAGGUCCAAGGCCUUCAGCACUUGCAGCUCUCAUUUCCUAGCUGUUGGCUUGUUCUUUGGUUCUCUAGCAUUUAUGUACCUACAGCCAUCAUCUGGCAACGACCUUGGCCAAAACAAAGUGUCUUCUGUGAUUUAUACCAUUAUUGUACCCAUGUUGAAUCCUCUUAUCUACAGUUUGAGAAAUAAAGAUGUUAAGGUUGCCCUUAACAAGGUACUUGGAAGUAAUUUUUUAUGA